Trypanosoma cruzi is the source of this 702-nucleotide messenger RNA. RefSeq lists its product as uncharacterized. The record is from RefSeq and is a predicted model, not a curated record. Bases 1 to 702 code for a protein of 233 amino acids. The transcript has a single exon. NCBI's taxonomy places the organism in Eukaryota, Euglenozoa, Kinetoplastea, Trypanosomatida, Trypanosomatidae.
AUGUACGGUUUUAUUCUUUGUUUAGUUGUUCCGCUUCACUUUUCUUCUCAUCUCUCUACCUCUUUUUUGUUGUGUGAGCGCAUUGCACCUGAUUCCUUUCUGUUUACUUAUUUAUUUAUUUUGUUUUUGUUGUUUUCUCAAUCAUUUUGGACGAUGUCACUUGGACGCCCGGAUGGAUUAGUCUCUGGGAGCUCUUGUUUUGGUAGGUGGGAUGCUGUUUUCUUGCGGAAGUGUGGUGAUGGGGCGCUUUUAGUGCGGGACGAGCGGAGGAGCAUUCAUGUGACUUUGGUCUCUCGGGAAAUUGAGGAACCCCGUUUGUUGCUGGCAGCCUGGGACCCUCAGGACGUUGCAGUGCGGGUGAAUCAUAUACUGUACGACACCGGCCCAGUCGAAAUUAGGGCUGGUGAUAAGCUUCAACUGACGAAUCUGGGGGCGUGGAGCGAUGAGGACGGGCUCUAUUUUUGUGUGGAAAAUGUCGAGACACCGGAGGAGGCGUUCCCUCUGGGCGCGCAGGACUCGGCGCCAAAGACAAUUGCAACGGAAGCCCCGUCGGAAACUCCUCGUGUGUGUGGGGAUGAAAAUGCGUGGCGUGUCUUCAUGAAGGAUCGCCUUGAGAGGGUGGGCCAAGUGCUUUCUUUAUGGACAAAUUUGAAAUCGCCGUCUUCUGUUCCCUUGUCGGCUGUCACCGCCCACGCAAUGUAA